Papaver somniferum (opium poppy) is the source of this 2109-nucleotide messenger RNA. RefSeq lists its product as uncharacterized. NCBI's taxonomy places the organism in Eukaryota, Viridiplantae, Streptophyta, Magnoliopsida, Ranunculales, Papaveraceae. The transcript is spliced from 4 exons. Gene Ontology annotation, biological process: DNA integration. Gene Ontology annotation, molecular function: nucleic acid binding; RNA-DNA hybrid ribonuclease activity. The record is from RefSeq and is a predicted model, not a curated record. Bases 1 to 2109 code for a protein of 702 amino acids.
AUGAAUCUGCUCAAGUGCGCUUUUGGGGUAACAUCUGGAAAGUUCUUGGGAUUCGUUGUAACCAAUAAAGGGAUUCAGGUGGAUCAAAGUAAGGUCGAGGCGAUUAUGACUAUGGUACCACCAACUAAUGCCAAGGAUCUCCAGGCGUUUAUAGGACGAAUAUCUUAUAUGCGGCGCUUCGUGCCUGGUUUGGCUCAGAUAAUGUCGGCAUUCUUUCCCUUACUAAGGAAAGGGACUACCUUCAAAUGGGAGGAGACUCAACAGGUCGUGUUUGAAAAACUAAAGAAAUGCCUUGUCAGCGCCCAAGUUCUCAAACCCCCAAUAAAAGGGGUGCCUCUUUACUUAUACACGGCGUUCACGAGCUCAGCCAUAGGGGCGGUCCUGGCACAAGAUAUGAGAGGAAACGAAUUAUCACCCAUCUACUACGUGAGUCGGGUUUUGAGAGACGCGGAAUUGAGAUACCCACGAGUGGAACAAGCAUGCCUAGCCCUCAUCUACGCAACACAGAAACUAAGGCCGUAUCUUCUGACACAUAAGACGAUCGUUGUAGCCGCGACAAACCACAUAGCUUACCUCGCCUCUAAGCCUGUCCUGACUAGGAGAACUGCCCGAUGGCUGUUACAACUAUCAGAGUUCGAACUCGAUUAUCAGCGACCUAAAGGAGUACGAGGGCAAGCGAUCGCGGACCUAAUGUCUAUGUUUCCUGGGGAAGGAGAUGACGAGACUCACGACCGGGUGCCGGGAGAGGUAGCCGCCGCCGAUAUUAACAAGCCUUGGACCAUUAAUAAUGUCGCCGAAUAUGAAGCUUUGAUCCUAGGGCUCAUAAUGGCGAAGGAGCUUGGCUUGGGAGGCGUCGAGAUAAAAGGUGACUCGAGGUUGGUAACUAACCAAGUAAACGGGUAUUUCCACGUCAAGGAGCCACAUUUAGCCCUAUAUCGGGCAGAGGCUCAAAACCUGAUAAGUCAGACAGGGUCGAUUCUAGAUCAUACAAGCAGAGGCAAGAACAAAAACGCAGAUGCCCUGGCAACACUAGUUAGCAAGUUACAACUAACUGAUAAGGAAGAGGGUACGGUAACAGUUAGAAGGAAAGAGCUGGCCAACACCUGGAAAGAAGACAUGGCCUUCGAAGAGGCAGAUGAUUGGAGGCGGACUUACAUCGACGAUCUGACCAAAACGGAGGAGGAUCGUGUAAUACCUACUGUAGAUGGGGGAUCUCUUGCCAGGUGCGUAAAUAAGAGAGAAGAGGAAAAAAUACUCCAGGAGCUACACGCGACAACAUGUGGGCAAACCGCAGCAGUUCACCUCUACAGAAAGCUUCAGAGAAGAGGGGUAUACUGGCCUAGUAUAUCAGCACAAGCAGCGGCCCUCCAAGACAUUUGUGCCUAUUGUCAAGCCCCACCACAACCCGCUGAGGUUUGCACAGUCGACAGGAUAGAUUGGAGACAACCAUAUAUGGAUUUCAUCCAAAAUGGAAAAUUAUCCAGCGACAGGCAGGCGGCCCUAAAAAUCCAAAAAAAAACGGCGCGUUUUUUCAUGCAUGAGGGGAUCCUCUACCGCAGAAGCUAUAGUAAUGCUAUGUUAAGGUGCUUAUCGGAUGAGGAGGCCGCUGAAGUAAUGACUCGUUCCCACAAUACAGAACAUCAAGGAAUGCGGAAGUUGUUUCUGCAGCUCUAUGAAGGCGGAUUUUACUGGCCCACUAUGGAAAGCGAUACCACAGAACAUUUAGCUUUAGACAUUAUAGGGCAGAUCAACCCGAUGUCCUCGAAGCGCCACAAAUACAUAAUAACCGCCACCGAGUACACCACGAAAUGGGUCGAAGCGAUACCUCUCAAAGACUAUGCCGGGGCAACUGUUGCAGCAUUUAUCAAAGAGUACAUCAUCUGCAGAUUUGGCGCGCCCAUGAUUAUCAGGGCGGAUAAUGCAAAAUCGUUCGUAAACAAGGACGUGAUAGAUUUGCUACGCCAAUAUAAUGUGAGGCUUCAUACGUCAACCCCCUACUAUCCUCAAGGGAACGGGCAAGCCGAGGCGAGCAAUAAGACGUUCAUCCGAAUCUUGAGCAGGAUCUUGAGCAGGACAGUGGAGGACCACCACAGAGAGUGGUAUGAGUAG